AAGUUUUUUUUGCGACUAGAGCGACAAGUCGCGGUCUCCGUCCUCCACCUCCCGAGUUCUGACCUGACCGCCGGCUGCUGCCUCCGCCGCCUCGCCUGCUCCCUUCCCCUAGUCCCGCCCGACCUCGCCGUCGGCCACCAGUGUACGUACCCCCACGUCGCCCCUCGCCCUUCCCCACAUCGCCUGUCGCCCGUGUGCCCCGUGUGGUCGCCUCGCGCACCCCCAUCCCAGGCCCCGCGGCUGCUCGUUCAGUUGCCCCCGCCCAGAGCCACCGCCUGUCAAAAAUCUAUACCCGUACACCAUUUGCUAAGCUUUCAGUUCUUGAACCACCUGCUGAUACCGGGGUGUUCGGCCAUCCGAUCGUACUAGCGAUCUCAACUCUGAAGGAGGCCAACGUGUUCGAAGAAAUGCUUCUCUGAACCGUUUCCGGCCCUCCGCGAAACGACGCAACUGCCAGCAAUGGCUUUCGGGUCUGCCAUCGAAAGGAGCGUGGCACGGCCGCUCAUGAGGCUGGUGACCAUGGGCGGCGCGCCCAUCAUGCAGCAGCUGCACCUGGAGGAGCGGCUGCUGCGCCGAACCAGCGACAACUGGUGCGUCGUCAACGACGGCACGGCGCCUCCCACCAUCGUCAUGGGCGUCUCUGGGAAGGUCUCUGAGCUCGUCGAGAUACCGCCUGUCCUCCAGGACCGUGUGCCGGUGAUAAGGCGGUUCAGUGGAGGUGGCACUGUCAUCGUUGAUCAGGGGACGGUCUUCGUCACCUUCAUAUGCAAUAAGACCGCUGUCGCUGGUUUGCAGCCGUUUCCUCGCGACAUCAUGACGUGGACAGGCCAGCUCUACGGCAAAGUGUUCCGUGGGUUUGGUGAAUUUCACCUGCGUGAAAAUGACUAUGCAUUCAGUCAUCGAAAGUUUGGUGGAAAUGCGCAGUCCAUAACAAAAGACCGUUGGGUACAUCAUACAUCAUUCUUAUGGGAUUAUGAUGUGAAAAAUAUGAAUUAUUUAAAGAACCCACAACGUGCUCCUGAAUAUCGGCAGGCGAGGAACCACACGGAUUUCCUGUGCCGCAUGAGCGAGUAUAUGCCAUCACGGUCAGAUUUUACUGAAGAGAUAACUGCCGCACUUGGAGACCACUUCACAGUCCAACACACAGAGCUAGAAACAGCCCUUUCUGAUGACCAUGAGUUUGUGCCUUCUACAAAGCUAUUAUCGCCGCAGGACUUGCAAGAUAUUAUCUCCUCAAAAGAAUCCCCUACAGUGGAGAGAGUUCAAGGAUGGCCACGGUCAUGAAGACAACUUAUUCCGUGACAUGAUUUUGAUGUCACACGGUGAACUCACAGGAUAUUAAGAUGACUUAUUUUGUGACAUGUGAAAAUUAUUGUCAUAUGAUGAACUCGACUUGGAGUUCAGACUUCAGACGACACUUUUCUUACUGUAUUUAUUGCUUCAAUAACCGAAGCAUCUUUUGUUGGAGUGAGCUGGGACUGUAUGAUUUCAGAUAGUUGUACGUGCUAUAUUUAUUCUGGGGCACUCUCUCCGUUA
Lolium perenne is the source of this 1536-nucleotide messenger RNA. RefSeq lists its product as uncharacterized. NCBI's taxonomy places the organism in Eukaryota, Viridiplantae, Streptophyta, Magnoliopsida, Poales, Poaceae. Gene Ontology annotation, biological process: protein modification process. The record is from RefSeq and is a predicted model, not a curated record.